UCUGCGCUGCACCAUCAUCCUCGUCUUAGUUCCUCCUGAGCUGGGCGGCGCUGCGAGAGAGCUCAGCUGAGCUGCGCUACUACGGCAAUGGCCAUGGCCGCCGCCCUUUCCGUCGUCGUCUCCGCCAAGCUCGGCUGCGCCGCCGCGACAGCAGCAGCGUCGUCUGCACUCAGCUGGAAGGGAAGCAGAAUUUCGGGUAGGAACCUGAUCUCCAUGAGGACGACGACGGCGAGAAGAGGCCUCGUCUCCCUGAGAUCCCCUCGCUUCCGCGUCUUCGCAGCAGCGAAGGCGGAGACGGUGGGGAAGGUGAUGCAGAUCGUGAAGCAGCAGCUGGCGCUCGGGGAGGAGGCGAAGCUGGCGCCGGAGUCGCAGUUCACGGAGCUGGGCGCCGACUCGCUGGACACGGUGGAGAUCGUCAUGGCGCUGGAGGAGGAGUUCGGCAUCACCGUCGAGGAGGACAACGCCCAGAGCAUCGCCACCAUCCAGGACGCCGCCGACCUCAUCGACAAGCUCGUCGCCGCCGGCACCACUCCUCCCCCCGCCGCCUGAGACGCUGCAUCUUCAGUUCUUCUCCUUGCUAGCAUCGAUCGAUCCCUGUGUAUCUCUCUGCCUGUAGCUUUUCGAACAGUUUUGUCACUUGGUUUUUUGCUUGCUUGAUUGAUACUACUAGUUGUUUAUUUGUGUACUUUUGCUGCCGGAUUUUGUAAAAUUUUAAUUAUUAGAUUACUAGUUUAAUUACUAGUAGUAGUUUAAUUUUUUCGU
Oryza brachyantha (malo sina) is the source of this 762-nucleotide messenger RNA. Its product is annotated as acyl carrier protein 1, chloroplastic-like. Bases 88 to 549 code for a protein of 153 amino acids. Gene Ontology annotation, biological process: fatty acid biosynthetic process. Lineage: Eukaryota; Viridiplantae; Streptophyta; Magnoliopsida; Poales; Poaceae. The record is from RefSeq and is a predicted model, not a curated record. Gene Ontology annotation, molecular function: acyl carrier activity. The transcript is spliced from 3 exons.